This is a messenger RNA of Rhododendron vialii, 1592 nucleotides long. RefSeq names its product large ribosomal subunit protein uL4-like. The record is from RefSeq and is a predicted model, not a curated record. Gene Ontology annotation, biological process: translation. Gene Ontology annotation, cellular component: cytosolic large ribosomal subunit; ribosome. Bases 89 to 1306 code for a protein of 405 amino acids. Lineage: Eukaryota; Viridiplantae; Streptophyta; Magnoliopsida; Ericales; Ericaceae. Gene Ontology annotation, molecular function: RNA binding; structural constituent of ribosome. The transcript has 4 exons.
CUCUCAUCACUCCCCACAAAACCCUAGCCUCCCCUCCCCGUUCUCUCUCCUCCCCCACCCCCUCUCUCUCCUCCACCCCACCGAAAAAAUGUCGUACGCCGCCGCCCGCCCCGUCGUCUCCGUCCAGACCUUCGACUCCGACAUGUCCACCGACAAGGACACCCUCGCCUUGCCCGCCGUCAUGAAGGCCCCGAUCCGGCCCGACAUCGUCACCCACGUCCACUCCCUAGUCUCCAAGAACAGCCGCCAGCCCUACGCCGUUUCCAAGAAGGCCGGCCACCAGACCUCCGCCGAGUCCUGGGGAACCGGCCGCGCCGUGUCGCGAAUUCCCAGGGUGCCCGGUGGCGGGACCCACCGCGCCGGACAGGGAGCGUUCGGGAACAUGUGCCGCGGAGGACGCAUGUUCGCGCCGACCAAGACCUGGCGCAGGUGGCACAGGAGGGUACCCGUCAACCUCAAGAGGUAUGCUGUGGCGAGUGCUAUAGCGGCUUCAGCGGUGCCAAGCUUGGUGAUGGCGAGGGGGCACAGGAUUGAAGAGGUGCCAGAGAUCCCGCUCGUGGUUGGGGAUUCAGCCGAGGGUAUCGAGAAGACGCAGACGGCAAUCAAGGCAUUGAAGCAGGUCGGGGCGUAUGCAGAUGCGGAGAAGGCCAAGGAUAGCCAGGCCAUUCGUCCUGGAAAAGGUAAAAUGAGGAACCGUCGCUACAUUUCUAGGAAAGGCCCUCUUAUUGUCUACGGGACCGAGGGAUCAAAGCUUGUUAAGGCAUUCAGGAACAUCCCUGGUGUUGAGAUUGUUAACGUUGAGCGUCUUAAUCUGUUGAAGCUUGCACCUGGUGGACACCUUGGACGGUUUGUUAUCUGGACUAAGUCAGCUUUUGAGAAGUUAGAUUCGAUUUACGGAUCUGUGGACAAGGUUUCAGAGAAGAAGAGGGGGUACUUGUUGCCAAGGGCGAAGAUGGUGAACGCAGAUUUGCCUAGGAUAAUUAAUUCUGAUGAGGUGCAGUCUGUGGUGAGGCCAAUUAAGAAGGAUGUGAAGAGGGCUCCAAUGAAGAAGAACCCACUGAAGAAUUUGAAUGCUAUGUUGAAGCUGAACCCGUAUGCCAAGGCUGCGAGGAGGAUGGCACUUUUGGCUGAGGCUCAGCGAGUGAAGUCAAAGAAGGAGAAGCUUGAUCAGAAGAGGAAACAAAUCUCAAAGGAGGAGGCUACCACAAUCAAGGCUGCUGGAAAGGCGUGGUACCAGACAAUGAUAUCCGACAGUGAUUACACCGAGUUCGAGAACUUUACAAAGUGGUUGGGAGUCUCCCAGUAGAUUGCUUCUUUGGGUUGAUCUUUAUAGGCACUAUCUUAUCUUUUUUUUCAUCCAGCUUUAAUUGUUGUCCGUUUGGUUUUCAAUUUGCCAGUUUUCGAGACUUGAAUUUGAGUUUAGGUGGAAAGGGAAUUACUGGAAAAAUAGUUGACUCAUCUAAGUUAAGUUUUUCCCUUGCCUGUUUUGGUGUCACAAUUUUCCUGGCUAGUUGGACAAAAUUUUCGUUUAAGCAGUUUGGGAGUUGGAUAUUUACAGUAAUGUUUUGCUAUUCAAGAAUAUCUUCUCGGUA